Erythranthe guttata (spotted monkey flower) is the source of this 1133-nucleotide messenger RNA. RefSeq lists its product as uncharacterized. The record is from RefSeq and is a predicted model, not a curated record. Lineage: Eukaryota; Viridiplantae; Streptophyta; Magnoliopsida; Lamiales; Phrymaceae.
GAUUAAAAAAAGAACAGUGCUCUUUCUUUAUGUUUUACCUUUUCUUUUUCUCUCUUAUUUUUUUUCUUGAAUCAAACUAAAAUACAAUUGUCUAGAUUUGCAUUCACUACCUCUCUUAUCCCAUUUUCCUCUAUUCUCCCCCAUCAAAAAAAAAUGUGGAAUGCAGACUCCAUUUUCAAGAAUUGUUCUUGAUUGUUGAAUACAUUUCCCAACCUACCCACUCUACUCUAUUAGGGAUCGAUAUAUAUAGAUACAUAUAGAUACAUAUAUAGAUACAUACAUGCAUGUUCACACACCUAAAAUUAAACCAGUGAAAAAAAAGAUUCCAUUAGCUAGUAAUAUUGCUACACACAACAAAACCCAUCCCCCAUUUUCCCCCACUUCUUCUUCUCCAUAGUCACAUACUCAAACAUAAGCAAAUUUAAAGGGAAAAAAAAAGAUGCGUUUAGUUGGUGGUGGUGGUGGUGGGAUUUCUUGGUUUAUGUUCCUUGUCUUAUUCACUUGUUUCUCUCUCUAUCAAAUGAAACUAUCAAUGGGAGAUGGGCCGCCGCCGGCGGCGGAGAUGGUGCCGUUAGUGGAGGAGGGGAAAGCGGAGAUGGUGGUGGUGGUGGGGGUGGAGGAAAGGAGGAGGAAAUUGGAAAGUUUUCAGAUUUGUUCAUUGUGUACUUGCUGCGGCGGCGGCGGCGGCGGCGGAGGAGGAGAAAGCAGAAGCUACUGUUUGCCAUCACCGUGUUGCUAUGCAAUCAAUUGCAACAUACCAAACAGGCCCUUUGGUUUCUGCUCUUUCACUCCCAAGACUUGUAAUUGCUUCGGAUGCCAUAUCUAAUUUUAUUUUUAAUUUUUAUUAUUAUUAUUAUCUUGAUGAAUGUGUGGAAGGGAAUAUUUGUUUUUUUUUUUUUAAUUAUAAUAAUUUAAUUGUUGUAGUAAUUGUUUAUAAUUAUUGGUGGGGGCAGCAAUCUCUAGAUUUGGUUGCAUUUUCUUGAAGUAGCAAAAGCUUAGCUGGAAGCAACAAUGGCAGCACUACUUAGAAGAGGCUAUUAUUGUCUUAAAUGAUUAUAGUUUAUUAUUGUAAUGAUAAUCCAGAACUUCGAUAAAUUUAUAGUUUUGCUUAAAUAAUAAUUUAUUCUGGUUUA